AUGGAGAAUGUGUAUAGACUACAGGAGGUUCAACACUGCUACAAGGAAGAAUCAUUUCUCCUGCCUUUCAUUGAUCAAAUGCUUGAGAGGGUAGCUGAGGGUAUUGUUCUUGGACACCGGAUUUCAAGUAAGGGGAUUGAGGUUGACAGAGCAAAGGUGGAGGCUCCAUGGUUUGCAGACAUUGCAAAUUAUAAAGCCAUGAAUUUCAUUCUAAAGGAGUACAACAGGCAACAAGUAACGAAGCUAUUGACGGAUGCAAAGUACUACAUUUGGGAGGAACCAUAUUUUUUUAAGAGGUGUUCAGAUGAUAUCAUCCGGAGAUGUGUCCCAGAUGAAGAAACACAGCAGAUUCUCUGGCACUGUCAUGGUUUAGAUUAUGGAGGCCACUUUGGUGGUGAAAGGACAACUACAAAGGUCUUUCAGAGCAGAUUCUACUGGCCAACUCUCUUCAGGGAUGCAAGAGCAUUUGUGAAGCACUGUGACAGAUGUGAAAAAGCCAUGAAUCUCCCUGCCAACCAUGAAAUACCACAGCAGGGGAUUCUUGAGACAAGUGGACAGGUUGAAGUUUUCAACAGGAAACUUAAGGGGAUUCUAGAAAAGACCAUCAGUGUUUCAAGAAAGGACUGGUCUAGGAAGCUUGAUGAUGCUCUCUGGGCAUACCGGACAGCGUACAAGACUCCCAUUGGCAUGUAUCAUUAUCAGUUGGUCUAUGGCAAAGCCUGUCACUUGCCAGUUGAGUUGGAGCAUAAAGCUUACUGGGCAAUCAGAUAUCUGAACCUUGAUUCAGAAACUGCAGGAAUUAAGCGAAUGCUCCAGUUAAAUGAGCUUGAUGAAUUCAGAUACUCAGCCUAUGAGAAUGCCAAGCUCUAUAAGGAGAGAACCAAGUUAUUAUAUGACAAGAAGAUUGCCAUUAGAGUCUUAGAGCCAGGACAGCGAGUGUUUCUGUAUAAUUCAAGGCUCAAAUUCUUUUCAGGAAAGCUGAAAUCCUAG
This is a messenger RNA of Arachis stenosperma, 990 nucleotides long. RefSeq lists its product as uncharacterized. NCBI's taxonomy places the organism in Eukaryota, Viridiplantae, Streptophyta, Magnoliopsida, Fabales, Fabaceae. The record is from RefSeq and is a predicted model, not a curated record. Bases 1 to 990 code for a protein of 329 amino acids. Gene Ontology annotation, molecular function: nucleic acid binding. The transcript has 4 exons.